AUGUACCAUUAUCCCAGUCCUCACCCCGGGUGGUCUUCCUACGACUACAUGACCUCCCCUCCCACCUCGCCUCACUACGCCUAUUACGCCACCCAAUUUGCCAGUCCCUACGCCUCGCCUCGUGGCCCCUCGAAGCGCCAUAAUCGCAAAGCCAGCUACGCCGGUCCUAGGGAAACGGCAGGAUGGUAUUCCGGGUAUGGCCAUGGAAUCUAUGAAGCGAUGCCGGAGCAUGGCACGCCACCGCGCAAGCACGAUCCUGUAAGUGCUUCUUUUGGUGGCUAUCACCGUCGUCGCAGUACCAUGGCUGGUGCGCCCGCCGGUCCGUGGGAGUCCGCUGGCGCUCCGCCAUCGCACAAGCGACCCAUCUUUGUGGAUGUGGUCGACGAUGCAUACGAUGACGCCCCCCGAUACGUCUUUCGCGAGGAACCCAGUCCUCCCCGUCGCAAACCAACGACGCCUCCGCGCAAGCCAAAGCCACCCACUGAUCAAUACUUUUACUAUAACCAGGUUCCUGCCCAAGAUGAUGUCGAUUCCGCCAAACGCGCCCGGGCGCGUCGCCAAUCUACCUCCACUCGGACGCCGUCCAAGCCCAAGCCUGCACCCGCGGCCAAGCCGCCGCCAAAGGCCACCGAAGAGGACGCUGCGCGGGCCGGUAUCCCCGAGGGAUACUCGAUCAAGAACUGGGAUCCGACGGAAAUGCCCAUCAUCCUACUGGGCAGUGUAUUCGACGCCAACUCGCUGGGCAAGUGGAUCUACGACUGGACAGUAUUCCACCACGGCGCGUCGACUCCUAUGGCAGAUGUCGCAGGCGAUCUGUGGUUGUUGUUGAUCAAGUUGGCCGGUAAGGUGAAACGGGCAGACGAAUGCAUCGAUCGCAUCAAGCGCCGCGAUGCGCGUGAGACGGUUGCGGAUUUUCUGGAAAGUGGCGAACGCCUGUGGGUGCGAUUCAAGAAGCUGCUGAAGACAUGUGAACAGUUCAUGUGGAAGGCCGCCAAGCGCGAGGGUGGCAAGACGGUCUCGAUGGGCCGUAACGCGGGCUGCGAGUUUGUGGAAACGAUCUUCGGCCGGGACCGCGAGCUAGAAAGCACGGAGAAGUUGAUGAACAGCAUUCGGUUAUGGAACAUGCGCUUUGACGCCAACUGCGAGGAGAUUCUUCGCCGACCGACCUCAGCUUAG
Aspergillus vadensis CBS 113365 is the source of this 1176-nucleotide messenger RNA. RefSeq lists its product as uncharacterized. Lineage: Eukaryota; Fungi; Ascomycota; Eurotiomycetes; Eurotiales; Aspergillaceae. The transcript has a single exon. The record is from RefSeq and is a predicted model, not a curated record. The coding region runs from base 1 to 1176 and encodes 391 amino acids.